Molecule: messenger RNA, 252 nt
Organism: Penicillium angulare
Lineage: Eukaryota; Fungi; Ascomycota; Eurotiomycetes; Eurotiales; Aspergillaceae
Product: O-methyltransferase
Exons: 2
Coding region: 1-252 (83 amino acids)
Source: RefSeq, a predicted model, not a curated record
AUGGCUGAGACUGUUGCCGAACUGACAGACGCUGUCAACGCAGGCCUAUCCAAGCUCUCUCCUACUGAUGAGCUCCCGGACUCAGCUCGUUUCCAGCUUUUGGAUUCAUUGGAAUGGCUUCUUCGGGUCAUGCGUCUUUUGAGUUCCCAUUGCUUUUUCACCGAAACUGAGCUGUAUAAGUACCAGCCUCAACCAUUGGCUCUGGGAUUCGCAACCGGCGCUCCUCCUAGCGAAGUGAUUAAGAACUUGUAA